Armigeres subalbatus is the source of this 3828-nucleotide messenger RNA. RefSeq names its product ubiquitin conjugation factor E4 A (gene Ube4A). Lineage: Eukaryota; Metazoa; Arthropoda; Insecta; Diptera; Culicidae. Gene Ontology annotation, molecular function: ubiquitin-ubiquitin ligase activity. The coding region runs from base 272 to 3313 and encodes 1013 amino acids. The transcript has 4 exons. Gene Ontology annotation, cellular component: cytoplasm; ubiquitin ligase complex; nucleus. Gene Ontology annotation, biological process: protein polyubiquitination. The record is from RefSeq and is a predicted model, not a curated record.
CAGUUCAUCUGAUUUUGUGUUCAUAAUUUUUCCAACUCAUCUCUUCGUUAAUGGUUCUGAAAUCAAGGAAAUCAGUCAAUGGAAAAAAUAUUGUGAAUUUUUCGACUUUUCUGGGGUUAAAAUGAAAAUCUUCAAGUGAAUUAGUGGUUUAGAAUGUGCAGUGUGAAACAAAACGAGAUAAGUCGAUAAAAUCAGCACAAGCUAUAUUGAGGCAGUUCCAGCGUAUUCGUUUCUGUUUCCUGGUAGGUCAGUAGAAUAAUUUCUUUCAAUAAUGGACGAUAGCCAGGGGAAUCCGCUGGACACCAAAAUAAAUACCCUCAUCGAGAAGGUGUUUUUCAUCACCUUGAACAAGAAUCCUCCGAAGAGUGUCCAUGCUGGGCCCCAAAUGGUCUACAUGGAGGAAGUGGCCCAAGGUUGCGGAGAGUCAUGUUUGCUCAAUUUGGAACUGCUGGAGCAGGCGUUGUUUGAGAGAAUUAUCCUGUUUAAUCCGUCAGACUACCUUAUUCCCAACAAUGUAACAACGGCGGAAACGGAGGAUGUAGCCCAAACGAAGGUACUUCUUUAUCUUUAUGGGUGCUACGUCAGAAAUCAGGAGCUGAUUAACUCGAACGAAUCCCUUACGGUGGACACAAGCCAAAAGAUGCGGUCCCUGAUAUUGAGGAACGCCUGCACUUCGCUGAAGCAGCCGGACAUGUUCGAAGGGCAAAAUCUGGCGAAUCAGAUCCUGGACAUAUUUAAGCUGGGUGACGAAAAUCAAACCCUAAAGGAACGGUUCGUUUCGGAAGCGGUGAAGGAGGUGUUUGCCGAUUGCGAUUCCGAGCAGGAAGCGUUCGAUGCUCUGAGGGCGGUUUUUAAUCCGGCGUUCGUGGAGGUGGUUAGAUCGUUGAGGAGUGCCUCGAUUGUCAGUAUGGAGCGCUGGAUUAUGCCGUUCCUGCAGGUGUUUGUCAGCGACAAAAGCAACCCGCAGCUCGGUCAUCUGUUUUUGGAUUUCACGAGCCCUCCGGCUGGAGCAGAAGGAAUCAAAUAUUCGGAGUCGAUAUUGGGCCAGCUGCUAUCGUUGUCGAUUAUGCCACGCAACCACAAUGGGCCGUAUGAGUUCUUUGAGAAUCCGUUGCAUACACCCCGUUCGGCUUACGAUAACCUGGCCGCAACACUGUGGAACAGUACGAAGAUUCAUUUAGAGGCGAUGCAUACCUUCGUGAAAGGAUUUUUGCUGCUCGGUGGGGAUGUUCGCAGCAAAAUGCUGAAUUGGAUUGGAACAUGUCUGCACGCCAAUGUCCCACGAGGCCAAAUCUGGAAUACACAUCAAAUGCAGAGUAUCUUCGGAAACAUGACAACGGCGCCGGAUUCGUUUAGCGUGAAUCUUGCCGGAGUGCUGCUACGAUUGUGCCAACCACUGUUGAAGCCCCAACUGAAGGUUAUGAUCGUGGAUCCGACGUAUUGUUCGGUGAAGGAAUCCGACAAGAGUGCCAAAGGUGUCCAUAUGAGUGAUACUGAGAAGGAGACCUGCUUGUUACCAGUCGAAGAAGACGAAGAACGCUUGGAAUCGGAUAAGUACAACUUCGUGACGGAAUGCUUCUUCAUGACCCACAAGGCAAUUGAUCUCGGCUUUCGUGUUUGCAUCGAGAAAUUCUUUCGAGUGAAUCGGGAGCUUCGUCGACUCCAGGAAACCUACCAGGAUGCGCUGGCGGGCGCUAUGUCGGGAGGCUCAGCCGACGUGUCCGACAACAUCAUAAAUAUGUUGUCAACUCAAACGCAACAAUUCUUGUGUCUGCAUAAUCUGCUCCGCGAACCUACGACCGAUUUGCUGCUGCUUCAGUUCUACGAAGCUUCCUCGAUUUGGCUGUCCCAGCUGGCUUCUCGGGAUGCAACGAAGAUCGAUGCACUGGACAAGGCUAAAGGAUUCGCUCCUCAAACUGUAGAUGAAGUAAAGUUACCGCUCAGCAAUGGAAUUUCCAAAGUUUUGAAAUGCAUUCCAGAGUACAUUAUGGAAAACAUCGUAGGAUAUCUGCAAUUCUCCCGACAUUUUGAUAGUCAACCCCUUCGCGUGGACGUAGAUGCUCAGAAUAACAUCUUUACCAUGAUCCUGGUGUUCAUGGGAUCAUCUGAGCGCAUUAGAAAUCCUCACCUGCGGGCUCGGCUGGCCGAAGGUCUGGAAAGUUUGCUUCCUAAAGAAUCAGAAGGAUUCAGUUUCAGUGCCGCGCUUUUCUCCAAUCACGCGCAUCGCUUGGAAAUCAUUCCCAAUCUGUUACGAGUUUUCGUGAGUAUCGAAAUGACCGGCCAGAGCGUUCAAUUUGAACAGAAGUUCAACUAUCGCCGUCCGAUGUACGCAAUUAUGGAUUAUCUGUGGAAAAUUGACGAACAGAAGCAAUGCUUCCGAACGCUCGAACGGGACGCCAUCCGAAACAUCGAAGCCGAAGACCCGCCCAUUUUCCUACGCUUCAUCAACCUUCUGAUCAACGAUGCCAUUUUCCUGCUCGACGACUCGCUCAGCAAUUUGCAGCAGAUCCGGCAACUGCAGGCGGCCGAGGAUGCCGGAGAAUGGGCCAGCCUCCCGGCAAACGAACGCCAACAGAACAUGAGCAAUCUCAGACAUCUGGGAAUGCACGCACGGUAUGACAACAUCCUCGGUCGGGACACCAUCAACAUCCUGCAGUUGCUCACGUCGGAAACGAAGGAAAUAUUCUGCCACUCGUCGAUGGUUGAUCGGGUGGCGGCAAUGUUGAACUACUUCUUGUUGAACCUUACCGGACCGAAGAAGGGCAACUUCAAGGUGAAAGACAAACGCGAGUACGAGUUCGAUCCGGCGCAUACGGUGCUGGAGAUCUGCCGAAUCUACACAAAUUUGCAGGAGUGUGAUGCUUUCUGCUUGGCGGUGUCGCAGGAUGGGCGGUCCUACAGUCCCAAACUGUUCGAAUACGCCGAACAGGUCUUAACACGCAUCGGCGGUGGCCAGCUGAUCGGCGAAAUCCAGGAGUUCUCCACCCGCGUUCAACAGCUGGAGAAACAACAGAAGAUCGACGAGGAGGCCCUGAUGGAUCCUCCGGACGAGUUCCUGGAUCCGAUCAUGUCCUCACUGAUGAUGGAUCCGGUCAUUUUGCCCAGCUCGCGGAUAACUGUCGAUCGGUCCACCAUUGCGCGGCAUCUGCUGUCGGAUCAAUCCGAUCCGUUCAAUCGGUCUCCCCUCACGAUGGAUCAGGUCAAACGGGACGUUGAACUGAAGGACAAAAUCGAUACCUGGGUUAAGGCGAAACGGGAGGAGCACGCGGCCAAAAUGAGCAUGGAGGAAGCCAAACCGACGACACCGGAGUAGGGAAAGCAAGUCACUCGACAUGUUGCGGAGAUUCUGUAGGCGGACUUAUCGUAACAGGCGCAAUAGGUGUUUGUGUUUCCAAGAAAAUUUGUUUAGUUAAUUGAACGUAGUAUCAUACCAGUGAUAAAUGAUAUCAAUGGAACCAGAAUUGUCCGAAUAGUCUUUUUGCUACCAACUAUCUCGAAACGGUUUUACAUAAAUAACCCCAAAAAUAUUGAACAGCGCCACUGUAUCAUACCGCGAUAGAUUUAUUCAUCAACUAAAGAGUGUCGUACUACAAAAAAAUCUAAACUAGAUUAAUUGGCUAUCGCCGACGUAAAACGUGGAAUGCGUUUAUUAGUAAACAUCUAUUUAAUAGCUAAAUAAAGGUUUAUUUUUACCAUAUUCAGUUACUUUCGAAUGUCUGUCUAGCUUUACACCGGGCUUAGGAUAUAGAAAACGGAAAGACAUGUGUAGUGGUUUUAGUAUGAAUAAUAAUAUAAUUGGAUUGAUUAUUUAAAUGACAUACAAUGAAA